ACUGAAAUAAAUAAAUGAAACUGAAAUAUUAAUACUGAGCAGAUGAAGGUGUGGGGCCAGGCAUGGUUCUGGACACGCCACCACCUGUUUAACACGGCAGUGUCAAGUUUGUGUUUGCAGUAAAGUCUAUUAAUUAUAUUGAAAACGGAGGUUAUAUGAAAACAAUGGUUUAUGUUUUUUGUUUUUAUCUGGAACUCUAUGAGAAUGGAAGCAGUCAGGAAGUUGACACAGCACACAUGCAGCUGACGUUAGAUCUGUUCAUCCCAGCAUUCAAGGAAAUCUGAGCCUGGCUUCACACCUCUAAGUUGCGAUUUAACAUGAAUUCAUGCAUAACACAAGUAGUAUUAUUUUCAACACCCUUUGCUAUGUCAGCUGAAUUUAGCUCUCAUGAAUAUUCAUUUUGCAGCCAGACAGCCGAAAUUGUGUGCUUGGAGUUUUGGGUUAACAUUCAUUUUGAAGAUACGACGGCUUCCAGGAAUGUUUAUGACCAUUUGCCCUCUCAUAGUGCGCCAUAACAGCCCGUGUGAUGAAUUUGGGAAACUUUUUAACUCUGUCAUGAAUAUAUGAAUGCGUAUAGACGUGUUAUUCAUGUGUGACUGUGUUUAUAUAUACUCUUUGGUUCUUUCGGUAAAGUCACGUAGGUAGAAAUAAAAGAAGUAAUAUUUAAAAAAAAAUUUAAAACACGCUUUUAUAAAAUGUACUAGUAAUGGAAAAACUCCACGACUCCAGGAAGUGGCCCCGAGGCUUGUCGUAACACAAGCGACCGUGGUCAGUUACAGCCAAUGCCAGUUUACCGUGGACAAUUAGACCCAAGCCAAAACAUAACAUGUACAAAAGAUUGUUUAAAAUGUUUUUAUUUAAUGAUAUAAUAUAGUAUUGGCAUCAGUAUGGCAUAAGUAUACCAAGUUUGCAGUCGAUACCACAUUGGGAAGUGGGUUAAAAUGGAGUUACAAGAUUUGAGGAUACAACAACGACAACAAUGACAACAACAACAGACAGAGUGAGUUAAAUGAAAGCGUGUAUUAAAAUAAAUCACGCAAGAACAUCUCAGCUAUCGCGAUUUUCACCCCAAGACGAAUGCUUGUGUUGUGUUCGAAACGUCAUUUAUGUUAUUUUUACCUACGUGACUUUACCGAAAGAACCACAUAGAGUAUGGAUUCUUGCAGUCAUGAAAGCUUCAAAUUAAGAUUGUGUACAUAUAUAUGCGUAUAUUCAUUCCUCUGUGCCUCAAUACUGACGUGUAGAUGGUAUUUUCUGUCGGGAAAAUGUCAAAACUGGGUGGUUUUUAACUUUUGCCGACAAAACUGGAUCCCAAAUGUCAAAACUGGGUGGUCUUGGAAAACGACAGGCAAAACAGGGUGGUGCUUUUUGAUAUGACAAAACUGGGUGAUGUUCAAUGUGGACAAAUGUCAAAACUGGGUGAAGGUGUACGAUUUAAUGUAUCAUUUUGUACACGUUUAGGUCCUUGCGUUAUUCAUCCAUAUGUCGCCACAGAUUUAGAGCAUUCCAAAUGAUGUUUCUCGUGGCUCAUGUUCCAUACCUUGCACCACAAACUUCCCGUUUGCAUACUGGCACAGUGUGCCAGCUCGCUUACUUGCCGUUUGUAUACUGGCACAGUGUGCCAGCUCGCUACUACAGUAACACUUACUUGCCAUAUGUAUACUGGCACAGUGUGCCAGCUUGCAACUACAGUAACACUUUCAGCUCGCGAACAUACACGAACUUGCCAUUUGUAUACUGGUACAGUGUGCCAGCUUGCAUGCUACACCUACUACAGUAGAACAACGGUAGAUAGUGUUUGCGUCGAGAAGUAUGGUGCUGCACACUUAGAACAAAACAUGUUUGUUACAUAUAUAUAACUACUUCGACGGGCAAGAGCACUUGUUGUGGCCCUUGGCGCGACAGAAGGAGCACCGCGUGAGGCCCAAUGGGCCACCUUCGCCACGGUUGCGAAUCCGACGCUUCUUCAGGCGGCCAGCCUUCUUCUGGCGAGGAGGUGGCAUCAUGGUGUUGUCGCGUUGCAGCUCCUCGGCAAUGGGCAGCUCGAUACCGGCAACCGAGGUCCAUGUCGUGUUGAUGGCAGAGACUUGGUAACACACCGCACAUGCGUCGUAGAGCUCGGGCAUCCGCCCAAACGCCAUGAGGGCACGAAUGUAGUGCCGACACGGCAAGCCCAUCUGCUUCAUGUACCCGCACGUGCACGACCGAGAGCUGAGAUCGACUCGGCGCUUGGCAGAGGCGUAGGCGUCUGGAUUCUUGACGUAUGCACGCGUCGAGGUACUCUCGUAGAUCUUGUACCUCGGGGCCAACGCCUGCUGAGCGUCGAUGAGUCCUUGAGCGUACGGCGUAAUGACACGCCCUUGAGCGGCCCACUUCUCGGCGUCGCUGCGGUGGGCAAAGGCCGUCGUCAUCAUGUCUUCCAUGUGGUGCAUGAGGAAGUGGAAGGGGUCCAUCUCGCGAGCCGGCAGGGCCUCGCUGUUCGUGGACUCCACAAAGUUCGUCGUGCGCCAGCCGUACAAUGGCGUCGUGUGCAGGUGCGGGUAGAGCGCCCACGUGUGGGGGUCGAUCUUGUUGUAGUACGUGGCCGCCGCAGGCAGAGCUACGCCCAAGCAGCCCAAGGAGCUGCGGAACGCGGCCUCGGAGGCGCACCCUUGGGCAUUGUAGAUGAUGCCUUGGAGGUCAGGCGUGAACGCGGAGCCGAUGUUGUCCACGCCGUUGCAGAUCAAAUGCCGCGUGCAGUGGAUGAGCAUGAGGUCCUUCCAGUCGGAGGCUAGGAUGCCCGUGCCACGAUCGCAGAAGACCGGCGUGCCGUCGAGCUCGAUGUCGUUGGUCGUGCAGCAGUUGAGAAACCAGUCGUAGGCCGCUGCCGUCUCGGACGGCACCAGCGCCACGGCGAGAAGGACGUUGCGGUUGUUGCCGUCGCGCCCAACGAGGACGAGCAUGGUUCCGUUGUAGGCGCGCGCCUUCAUGUGCGACCCGUCGAUGCCGACGACGCGUUGAAGACUUGGCUGCAACGAGCGUGCGAUCGGGUUGCAGAUGAACGCACCCCAGAAGAUGCCCGCGUCUUCUCGCACACUGCAGGUCGUCGCUUUGAGCUUGCCGAACGUCUCCACCAGCGAGUUGAUGAACUCGAAGCCUGCAUGGGCCGCACUCUCGUUCGCCGCGAUGCACGUGUCCUUGGCGCGGUACAUCAUCCGGGUCGGGACAAUGACGCGAGCAACGUCGGCGACCUGGGCAAUGACAGUCGGUGCGGAGAAUUGGUCUGAUGGAACACAGGCAGUCAGCGCGGCUCGGUACGGCAAGGCAACAAUGGGACCAGCGUGCAUACAUCACGGUUCGGACUGGAAGUUUGACACAGCACCAGAAAAAACACACGGGAGAGAAACCCUUGAAGUGCAGUGUGUGUGGGAAGGCAUUUUCACAUUCAUCUGAUCUUACAAAACACCAGAGAACACACACAGGAGAGAAACCCUUCAAGUGCAGUGUGUGUGGGAAGGCAUUUUCACAGUCACAAAAUCUUACGCAACAUCUUGCACAACACCAGAGAACACACACAGGAGAGAAACCCUUCAAGUGCAGUGUGUGUGGGAAGGCAUUUUCACAGUCAUCUUAUCUUACAAAACACCAGAGAACACACACAGGAGUGAAACCCUUCAAGUGCAGUGUGUGUGGAAUGGCGUUUGCACGUCCAUCAAAUUGUCGAAUACACCAGAUAACACACACAGGAGAGAAACCCUUCAAGUGCACUCUGUGCGGGAAGGCGUUUGCACGGUCACAAGGUCUUAAAGAACACCAGAGAACACAGACGCAUCAGAAAAUCCACAAGGAGUGGAGUCUGAAAUCAGCUUGUGAAAGUCAAAGUGCCGUAAGGAGCCCAUCCCUCAUGAAACAAGUACCGGAAGAAAAUCCCAGCUUGGGCACUUUUAAAGGUAUCAAGGCAGAAUUUGAAGAAGUGAUUGUGAAAUGUGAAGAGGUGACGGUGAAGAGCGAAGAAGUGAAGGUAAAAUGUGAAGAUGAAGAUUUGACUCCAAAAUGGGACCUUCACAUCGAUGGAGGCAACGUGAAGCAGGAGGGGAAUUCUGACUGUGAUGUAGAGGGAGGCAACUCACAGCAGUUUGUGGAAGUGGAGGUGUGGGUGGACUUCCUAGACAAUACAAAGUCAAAUGGAGACCCGGUAGAUGUGUAAGCUUGACGAUGUCGCUCCCAAUAGAUGCACCUUUGUCACAAAUAUUAGGUUCAACCUGCAGGGUCUGUUAGUAGGGUAGAUAUCUCACCAGGAGCCUCAGUGAUUCACACUGAACCCUAUUGGAGCCUUCAUCUGGCUCUGUUUAAUGAAAUGUACUGUCCGAGCUGCCCCCUUCCCCCAUCGCAACUCCCCUCCUUCCACAUGCCCCGCCCCUGGGCGUAUCUCCCCGAGGCUUGCCGUGACGUAAGGGACCGUGGUGAUUUACAGGCAACGUCAGUUGAGCGGGGACAAUUCGAGCCGUUAAAAAGAUUGUUUAAAAAUAUUUGUUUUUUAAUGAUAGAAUAUAGUAUUGUCAUCAGUAUGACAUACCUAUACGACGUUUGCAUUCGAUACAUUGGGAAUACGGUUGAAAUUGAGUUAAAAGAUUUUUGGAUACAACACAUACAGUAAGUUAAAUAAAAGCGUGUAAAAUGUAAAAAAUAUAUGUUUUGGAUUUUUUUAAUGAUAUAAUAUCGUGUUGUCAUCAGUUUGACUCAGCUCGCUAUACCAAGUUUGCAGUUCAUAGCACAUUGGGAAGUGUGUAAAAUUUGAGUUACAAGAUUUUGUUUUUGAGGAUACAACAGACGAAGUGAGUUAAAUAGAAACGUGUAAAAAAUUAACCUGUAAAAACAAAGUUUUUCACUAUAAAUCCUUUAUAUGCGUGGCAUCGGUUUCAUUUUAUUAUUCAUUUCUGUUUUUCUUGAGUAAGAGUUUCAUUUUUAUCACAUUGGUAUUUCAAAUUAAAUAUAAGGAAAGUCGUAUAUAAGCAUUAUAAGGUUUUCAGUUUUUGUAUGAUUGUUUAUAUUGUACAUUUUUGUUCUUUUUUUGAAAAAUUUUCUAUGUUUAGGAAAAAUAUAUGAUUGUGUUAGUGACAUUUUUUUUUCCUAAAAAGUGGAAAAUUUUGGGAAAAAAAUUUCACGAAAAUAAAUUGUCACGCACAACGAGUCUGUGCAAAAUAUUCUUUGGUUCUUUCGGUUAAGUCACGUCUAUUAUUUUAAUUUAUUGUUUUAUCUUUAGACGUGACUUAACCGAAAGAACCAAAGAAUAAUUCCUGCAGUCACGAAAGCUCCAAAAUUAAGAUUAUAUGCAAAAUGUCAGCUCGAUUGGAUCACGGGAAGUGGGUUAAAAAACGACCGAAAGAUUUGCACGGCCGUAAGCGCGCAAGCAAGCAAGUGAACUUAAUAUAAAGGAUUUAAAAAUGAUUGCGAUCAUCUUCUUGGUCCUUUCGGUAAAGUCACGUAGAAGGGAAAUAAUAAAAAUAAAAU
Messenger RNA from Lethenteron reissneri (Far Eastern brook lamprey), 5490 nucleotides. RefSeq names its product zinc finger protein ZFP2-like. Gene Ontology annotation, molecular function: RNA polymerase II cis-regulatory region sequence-specific DNA binding; DNA-binding transcription factor activity, RNA polymerase II-specific. Gene Ontology annotation, biological process: regulation of transcription by RNA polymerase II. The record is from RefSeq and is a predicted model, not a curated record. NCBI's taxonomy places the organism in Eukaryota, Metazoa, Chordata, Hyperoartia, Petromyzontiformes, Petromyzontidae.